AUGGAUUCCAAUGCGACGAAUAGCACCCUUACCACGGCCCCUCAGUUUGUGCGGACGUCAGUUCGCCAACGCUGGAUCCUCGUGACCUUCCUAGGUCUCAUCACAAUAACCUCGUGCUGUGGGAAUAGCUUGGUACUUUACCUGGUCAAACCCAGAAAGGGCAUUACCACGACUUUCCAGGGCCGCAUCACCACUAAAUACUUUGUCCGAAGUCCGGCCCUGUCCGAUCUCAUGCCGGGCCUGGUGGGAAUCCCACUUCUACUAGCAGAACUUACCACUGAUUUCCUGGAAAAAAACACCAUUUGCCAUGUUCAUAGGUAUUUCCAGAUCGUGCUCAUAUACAUCACCAUCACCAACAUCUCGGUGUUGGGCGUAGAGAGGUACCUGGGCAUUUACUUUCCACUUGCCAGACCUUCCAGGAAGACGGUGUUGCGAGCAGUUCUGAUGGCCUGGCUUGUGGGCGCAAUAUCCGCAGCCAUACACCCGGGAUAUACCGGUACUAUGAAAUCAUACACCAUUGACGCGGAUCACUAUACUCAACUCUGCCUAAUCGAUGACGACCCCCUCUCGGUGAAACUAAACCUCGGUAUUUCCAUCAUGGUGUUUUUCAUCCCCGGGAUUGUCCUGAUCGCCAUGAGCAUCCGCAUUCUGACGUACUUGAGCCGCAAACGUCGCCAAACCAGCCCUCAGCAGCCUCUCCCCACAUCAGUAGUAAGGGGUGUGAGUAUAGGGGACGGCAGGAAUGCGUAGAAUGUGGUGAAUGUGCCACACCUAGCUUAAAGGAUUUCCGGUGACAAGUAUCGGUAUGUGUGGGUUGGGACCUAGGGGGGGAAAGGAAUGCGUGCGUAUCAAGUAUCGGUAUAUGGGGUGCCCUGGUGUCUAGGGGAGGAAAGGAAUGCAUUGGUGGCGCAUUUCUUGUUACGCUCAGGGUUCCGCUUAACGGGCCGCGUUGACGUAGUGCUGUGUGUUUAUCAUCCAGGGGGUAGUAUAAGGUCAUAGCGGCAUCGUUGUAUGAUGCGUUGACAGGAA
Molecule: messenger RNA, 1029 nt
Organism: Nematostella vectensis (starlet sea anemone)
Lineage: Eukaryota; Metazoa; Cnidaria; Anthozoa; Actiniaria; Edwardsiidae
Product: neuromedin-U receptor 1
Exons: 2
Coding region: 1-750 (249 amino acids)
Biological process (GO): neuropeptide signaling pathway
Cellular component (GO): membrane
Molecular function (GO): G protein-coupled peptide receptor activity
Source: RefSeq, a predicted model, not a curated record